Molecule: messenger RNA, 2930 nt
Organism: Pararge aegeria (speckled wood butterfly)
Lineage: Eukaryota; Metazoa; Arthropoda; Insecta; Lepidoptera; Nymphalidae
Gene: Ncd
Product: protein claret segregational
Exons: 2
Coding region: 135-2027 (630 amino acids)
Biological process (GO): microtubule-based movement
Molecular function (GO): microtubule binding; microtubule motor activity; ATP binding
Source: RefSeq, a predicted model, not a curated record
CUGGUGGCGUUGUGGUUGUAGAUUCAAAUUUUGAAAUUAAAAUUCCGUUGACUUUGUUUUGACAAACGAAACGAUUGACCGUAAUUUAAAUUUUGUUAAUUUAAUGUAUUUCCUAUUUGAAUAGGUUCUUAAAGAUGUCACGCAUUCCUAAAUAUCCAGUUGCGGCUAAAGAGAAUCGGCCAGCGAUAUCGAAUACGCGAAAUGUGACUAGAACCAUUGGUAGUGGCCUCAGUGAGACGGACAAAAAGAACUUGUUAUUAAAUCAUACUAAACCUAUGCGUAAUGCUCCUGUUGCAUCCGCGCCGGCUCCUCGAAUCAAGAGAUCAGCAACAGUACCCGCACCAUCGGUAGUACCCAGUAAAAUAACAAAAGUUGAAAAAAAAUCUGCAGCGGUAGCACCAAAAAUUGCUCCUUAUGAUUACAAAGCAAGAUUUAAUGACUUGUUAGAAAAGCACAAGGGAAUAAAGAGUGAACUUAGCGAACUAAGAGAUAAACAUGUAGAAGUCUCUGACGAGUAUGAAAGAGUUAAGGAAACAGUUGAAGGCAGUAUUGCAGAGAGAGAUAUGUUGAAAGAAAAACUAUUGAACACUUUAAAGGACUUAAGACAGAAGUCUAUUGAAUAUGAAAGCUUAAAAAUUGACCAUGAAAUCAAAAAACAAGAAAAUGAAGAACUGCUUGGAAAAGCAAAUCUUCUGGAAGAUAUUACAAAUAGUUUGAAACUGAAGUCUCUAGAAUUUGACAGACUGAAAAUAGAGUUUGAUGAAUUGUCACGCCGUCAUAAAAGUCUUAGUGAAGAAGCUGAAGCACUAAGGGUUUUAACAGAUCACCUAAAAAAAAUAUCUGUUGAGCAUGAUAAAUUACAGUUGGACUACAAAGAUAUAGUUGAUGUUAUGACAAAGACAAAAACGGACACAGAUGCUUUACAAAAUAUUUUAGCUACAAUGUACACUGAUCAAAGAGUUUUAAGGAAUACUGUGCAAGAUCUAAAAGGAAACAUUAGAGUUUAUUGCAGAGUACGACCACCAUUGGAAACAGAGGCAUCAAAGCCUUUGUAUAAUCUCAAUGUACUUGAUGCUUGUUCUAUUGAAGUUGAAAAGAUUGAACUGCUUAAUUCAGUGCGGAAAGGUAAAUCCCAGCAUUCAUUCUCUUUUGAUGGUAUUUUCACACCUCACUCAACCCAAGAAGAUGUGUUUGCAGAAGUUUCGCAAAUGGUCCAAUCUGCUUUAGAUGGCUAUAAUGUUUGUAUUUUUGCAUAUGGUCAAACUGGUUCUGGCAAAACUUACACAAUGGAAGGUGGUAGUGGUGAGGAGCAGUAUGGUAUCAUACCAAGGGCUAUUAAUAUGAUUUUUACAUGUAUGGGUGAUCUUAAAAGAAUGGGUUGGGAUUUAGCCAUCAAAGCAUCCUUUUUAGAAAUUUACAAUGAAGUCAUUUAUGAUUUAUUGAAUUCAUGUAAAGAUCAAGUAAAUCAUGAAAUAAAGAUGAUGAAUUCUAAAGGCACUGAUUUGUAUGUUUCAAAUUUAAAAGAAGAAGAAGUCAAGAGCUCUCACGACUUCAUCAGGCUGUUAUUAUUCGCUCAACGUAAUAGGCAAACUGCUGCUACAAUCAAUAACGAAAGAAGCUCCAGGUCUCAUUCAGUUGCACAGAUUAAAAUAACUGCUAUAAAUGAAAAACGUAAGGAAAAGUUUACUAGUAACUUGAAUCUAGUAGAUUUAGCAGGUUCUGAAAGUGGGAAAACCACUCAGAGGAUGGAUGAAACUAAACAUAUUAAUAGAUCACUUUCGGAACUUUCAAAAGUGAUUCUUUCAUUGCAAACCAACCAAUCACACAUCCCCUACAGAAAUUCUAAACUUACUCAUCUAUUAAUGCCGAGCCUUGGUGGUAAUUCUAAAACCCUUAUGUUGGUGAAUAUCAAUCAAUUUGAUGAAUGUUUUGGUGAGACUCUCAACUCCUUGAGGUUUGCCACAAAAGUAAACAGUUGCCGAUCAAUUAAGGCUAAGAAAAAUUUAACUCAGUUAGGUGACUUAUAAUACUCUGACAUUUAUUUUUAUUGACAUAUUCCAGAUACUUAGUUAUAGUACCUAAUAUUAAUUUAACAUAGUAUAUAAUCUGACCAUGAGAGAAAAAUAUCCACCACCCAUGGGAUAACAGAAAAGGCAUAAGGCAAUAGCUUUAUUAUCAAUUCUUUUGUAUGAAGAAUUUUAUAAUUUUGUUACUAAAUGUUGCCCUAUUAUUAUUAAUUAACUAUUAUUAAUUAUUACAUUUAAUUAGUUUUAGUAACUUUUAAACACCUUACUAAAUAUGCCACCGAAUAAACUAUAUAGUUUCAGGGAUAAAGCUUUUAAACUUACAAAUCCUUUAUUGUAGAAAGCUUUUCUAUACUGAGAUCUAAAAUUAAGAUUGGAAUAUAAUUGCUGGGCAAGUUUUGCUGAUGUUAUGCAAUGUAUGGUAAAAUUAGGUAUCUUUGUUAGUCUAUAAAAUUUAUGUAACUUAAUAAUUGUUAUAAUGAUUAUCAUGAGCCAGGCAUAUAAUGAGACUCUGUGGAAAAAUAAGAACAAUGUUAUAACAGUGUAAAAGAUACCAAAAGCAACAUUGAAAUGUUUAUUAUUAUGGUUUGUAACCUGGAUUGAAUUGUCUCAAUGAGAAAAACUUUUCAGGUAUCCAUAGAGCAGAAUGAUUCCCAUUUUCUAACAUUUACAAUUACUAUUUAUUGACUUAUCAAUAGAAUAACGUUUAGGGUGGCUUUUUGGAUGCAGUUUUAUUGUGGCUUUACCAUCUGCUAUUUUACAGCCUGUGAGCAAAAUCUGUAAGAAAUUCAAAUUCAAUCUGUAAGCAAAAUCUGUCACAUUUAUCUCAUUUGGAUUCAAUCCAGUUUAUAUAAUUAUAAUUUUUAUACCUAGGCUAUUAUUAAUUUUUAAUUGAAUCUAAAUUUG